Molecule: messenger RNA, 2817 nt
Organism: Zymoseptoria tritici IPO323
Lineage: Eukaryota; Fungi; Ascomycota; Dothideomycetes; Mycosphaerellales; Mycosphaerellaceae
Exons: 7
Coding region: 1-2817 (938 amino acids)
Biological process (GO): N-acetylglucosamine catabolic process
Molecular function (GO): N-acetylglucosamine-6-phosphate deacetylase activity
Source: RefSeq, a predicted model, not a curated record
AUGGAGAAAGACGAUCUUCCUAAGUACAGCGUCACAGACGAGUACCAAUACCAACCAUUACGUCGCCGACGUCAAAUCAAGAAGCGUAUCGCCAGCGCCGCCCUGGUCUGUCUUGGCUACCUCUUAUAUUCACAAUGGUACACUCAGCAAGGAGCUGUUCCAUCUCACCUCUCUAUUGAACGCCUCGAGGCCGAUUAUGCGAAGUGUGCUCAACUUCGCUCCGUCCCGAAGGAUCCGAGUGGUCCUCGCGAUCGCAAUGCUCGAUUCGUUGAUGGUCACAACCCCGUCCUCAUUCGCAAUGCCACUGUCUGGACUGGGGAGCCAAGCACCUCUGUGACAGAGGCUGAAGCUCGUGAGGGCAAAGGCUACGCCUGGACCCCAUCCGAUGUACUGCUUGAGAAUGGUCUCAUCAUUCGCGUGGAGCCAGACAUCCCGGACCACGAUCUCCCGAAAGACUGCGAAGUCAUCAACGUCCAUGGCCGCCAACUCACCGCUGGUAUUGUCGACAUGCACUCGCACGCUGGCGUUGACACUCUUCCGGUUCUGGAAGGAUCCUCGGAUGAUAACGAGCUGUCCAACGACAUCACACCUUACGUCCGCUCCCUUGAUGGCUUGAACCCGCUUGAUCCGCAGAUACGUGUGAUAAUGUCAGGCGGUGUGACUACCUCGCUCAUUUUGCCUGGUGAUGGCAACAAUAUAGCUGGAUCGGCCUUCGUUAUCAAGCACGCCGUGGGCAAGGAAGCCGGUAGGCCGGAGCUGAGCAUUGAGAGUCUGCUUGCGGACCCGGACAAGAACCACCGAUACAUCAAGAUGGCCUGUGGCGAGAACGCUAAGAACGUUUACGGGCAAGUAGGACGUGGAUUUGGUCCCUUCUCUCGAUUAGGAGAAGCAUGGUACUUCCGCCGCUCCUUUGAGAAAGCCAGAAAUUACAAGGAAGCCCAGGACGAUUGGUGUGCGGCAGCGGAUCGAGUUGGUGCGAAACAAAUGACAACAUACCUCCCAUCCGAACUUGAGUGGGAGACGCUCUCAGCAGUUCUUCGAGGCCAGGUCUUUGUGAACACCCACUGUUACACGAUUCCCGAUCUUGAGAGCUUCAUCGGAUACACGAACGAGUUCAAGUUUCAGAUCAGAGCCUUUCAUCAUGGGCACUCCACGCCGUUCAUCCCAGAGGUUCUCAAACGAGCGUACGGUGGAAGACCUCCAGCAGCCGCUCUCUUUGCCGACAAUAUGUACUACAAGGCGGAAUCUUAUCUUGCCACUGAGCAAGCUGGGAAGAUGCUCUAUGAAUCUGGACUCACGCCAGUGUACGUGUCCGACAACCCGGUCCUCAACGCGCAGCAUGUGGUAUUCGAGGCCGCCAAGGCACACAAGAAUGGUCUGAAGUAUCACGUUGCCCUUGCUGGUGUCACAAGUGCCUCUGCUGAAUUGCUUGGGCUGGGAGAGAGAAUCGGGAAAGUGAAGCCGGGCUUCGAUGCCGAUGUCGUUGUCUGGGAUUCGGAUCCGCUUGCUGUUGGCGCCACACCAAUCCAGGUUUUCAUCGAUGGAGUCGCUCAGUUCAAAGAACCUAUCAAACUGGACAAGCCACUGACACCGCCACUUGGUCCAUCGACGUUCAAAGACCCGUCACCGAAAUUGGAUGAGGUGAGCGACAUUGUCAUCACUGGGGUGACUCGUGUUCUGCUCUCCGGCCACGAGCAGACCCUCGAUGCCAAUGCUGGCAAUGUCGUAGUCUCGAACGGCAGCAUUGUCUGUAUGGGAGCAUGCGAGUCUCACAUAUCAGAGUCGGCGAGUGUUAUGCAUCUCCAAGACGGUCACAUCGCACCCGCUCUGACUGCAUUCGGCUCUCUGCUCGGUCUAGAGGAGAUCGCUUCCGAGCGCGACACACAGGACGGUGCCAAUAACGAGGGUUCCUUCAGCAGAGCGAUUGACGGCUUGAAAUUCGAAGGUAAAGGUCUCGCCGCCGCAUUCAACCACGGAGUGACCAAAGCCAUCUCUGCGCCGAAAUUUGGCUCCUCUUGGCGCAAAGGUGUGAGUGCAGGAUUUCGAGUUGCAGCUAAGCAUGCCCUGGAAAAGGACGCGGUAUUCGCACCUCUGGUCGCUCUGCAUUACACGAUGGCCAGAGGACAGAAGACUCCUUCGACCUCCAGCACAGUUGCGGACUUGAAGUACAAGCUCCUCGGCGCUGUCCACGCCUCGAAGAAGUCAGAGGAUCGCACGGACGAAGACUUGUACCUGUCUCAGGUCGUGGCCGGGAACAUGUCUUUGGUGAUCGGCGUCCAUUCUGCGGAUACCAUCGCUUCUCUGCUGCGUUUGAAGCACGAAGUCGAAGCCGCAAUGGUCAAGAAGUCUUCCUCAUCCAGUGCACACCUCCGCCUCGUCCUUCUUGGUGCUGCUGAGUCUCAUCUCCUUGCGGAGGAACUUGCCGCCGCCAAAGUGGGCGUCUUCCUUGCUCCACUCUUCUCCUAUGCCACAACCUGGGACCAACGCCGGGCUCUGACCGGAGCGCCUCUGACCAACGGCACUGCCAUCGACGUGCUGCAUGCCGCUGGCGUGAAAGUGGCAAUCGGCGUCGACGAGGACUGGGAAUCGAGGGACUUGUACUUGCAGGCAGGCACCGUACUUGUCAAUGGAGGUGGUAAGAUCAGCGAAAAGGAGGCUUUAGGCUUCGUAGAUCGCAACAUUUACGACAUUCUUGGAAUUGAGGAGGAAGCCGAAAAGAAGAUAAGCGAAUUCGUGGUCAGUGAGGGGAGCCCACUGACGAUCCAGGGCCAGAUCAGGGCCGUGGCGGACGGUAGGGGCAUGGUCAGGAUGUUGUGA